AUGAACGCCGAGCGCCGCCGGGAUGUCGCCGGCGACGGCGGCCCGCUCCGCCUCUCCGUCCCUCCCCGCUACGGUCUCCGCCACUACCCCGCCUUCCCCUCGCCGUCCCUCUCCUCCCCUUUCCCCUUCUCGCCUUCGGUCUCCUCCACACCUUCCAAGCGCCGGCUCGCUUCGUCGUCCUCCUCCGGCUCCUCCGUCACCUCCGUCUUCUUCCUCCUCUUUUCCCUGCGCUCCCUCUACUCCCUCCUCCCCUUUCUGCGCGCCUCUCCUCCCACCUUCUCCCUCUUCCCCUUCUCCUUCCUGGUCUCCUUCUUCUCCUUCCUCCUCACCGCCCUCUGCUUCUUCCUCCUCCCCUCCCCUUCCGAGCCUCCUCGCGCUCGAUCUCUCCCAUCCCUGGGCGGCCUCCUCCUCCCCCUCGCCGCCAAAUCGCUCCUCCUCGCUCUCGGAUUCCUCCUCCGCUUCCAGGCCCUCCGCACCUGCGGAACCGCCGCCACCAUCCUCGUCGAGUUCUCCGGCGCCAUCGCCGCCAGAUCCAUCUCUCACUCUUCCGGCGACGGCGACGGCCGCCGCUCCAGCCAGAUCGUCGGAUUUGCCGCCCUUGCCACCGCCGUCCUCCUCCUCUCGCGCGGCUGGGAUCGGAUCGGAUGCUUCCCGAUGUCCUCCUCCUCCUCCUCCGGCGACGGCGAAUGUCUCAGGAUUCUCCCUCUGCUGCUCCCCUUCCUGUCGGGGGUUCUAGGGUUCUACGAGAGCUCGGCCUGCAACUGGCCGCCGCUGAGGAAUCUCGGCCGGAGGAGGCUCCGCCUGGUGUCACUAGGCCUGACGACGGCCCUGCUCUUCUUCCCCGCUCUCGUCGGCUUCAUCGUCUCCGAGGGGGAGAGCGGCGGCGGCGUCGCCAUGGGGAACCUCGGCUGGUCUCUGGCGAACACCGUCAUCUUCGGCGUCGUCCUCGCCGGAAACCUUGCCGAAAUCAAGCUCCCCCCCACUGUCAAAGAUCUCCGGCGGGAAUUCCUCUCCACCUUACUCUGCACUUCCGCUCUGGAGCUCUUCUACAACCCCCGCCUGUCGCUGCCCGGCUUCCUCCUGUCCGCUCUCCUGCUCUGGAUCUCCGUCGACCAGUUGGCAUCAUCCUCUUCUUCCUGGAGCCCACUGGAGCUCGAAAAUCCCGACGCCGCAGAGUCCUUCGCCUCCAUGGCCGCCAGGCCGCUCCGCCAUAUCUGGAGCGAGAGGAAAUCUCGGAAGAUCGCCAUGUUCCUCCUGAUCAACUCCGCGUACAUGGUGGUGGAAUUCACUGUAGGGUUCCUGAGCAACAGCCUCGGCCUUAUCUCCGACGCCUGCCACAUGCUGUUCGACUGCGCCGCCCUGGGGAUCGGGCUCUACGCCUCCUACAUCUCCAGGCUUCCUGCAAGUGCCCAAUUCAACUACGGAAGAGGAAGAUUUGAGGUCGUCUCCGGGUAUGUCAACGCAGUGUUUUUGGUUCUUGUCGGCGCCCUCAUCGUCCUGGAGUCGUUCGAGAGGAUUCUCGAUCCGCAGGAGAUCUCGACGAGCAGCCUCCUCUCUGUUUCCAUCGGCGGCCUACUGGUAAAUGUGGUCGGCCUGGUGUUCUUCCACGAGGAGCAUCAUCAUGCUCAUGGCGGCGGAGCUUGCUCCCACUCCCAUUCAGAGUCCGAUCACCGCCACCACCACCACCACCACCACCAUGGCUGCACCACUGGUGGUCGACCAUCAGAAUUGGACCAUCCUGCUGCCCAACAGUCGGAUACCGGCAAAGUGUUCUUCCAGGAGGAACAUCACCAUGCCCACAGUGGAAGAGCUUGUUCCCACUCCCAUUCAGAAUCCGAUCACCAUCACCAUGGCUGCACCACUGGUGGUCGACCAUCAGAAUUGGAUCAUCAUUCCACCCGACAGUCGAAGAGCCGCAGAGAUGCAGGUCAUCAUCAUCGUUCUCAUGACGAUCAUAGCAAUGAUCACCAUGGCUGUGUCACAGGUGGUCAACCAUCAGAAUUGGAUCAUCGUGCCACCCGACAUUCUAAGAGCAGCCAAGAUACGGAUCAUCAUCAUCAUUCUCACAACGAUCAUUGCAACGAUCACCCUGCUGAGCAAUGGACAGGGAUCAACUUCAAGGACUUAUCUGAGCACGAUCAUGAUCAUGGCGGCGGCCAAGAACACGAGCAUUGUGGUCAUUCUCACGGUUCUGAAAAACGCAUGGAAAUCUAUGAGGGUCAUGAUCAUGGGGAAAACACCGAUCACAUCUCAAGUCAAGCUUGGAAUCAGUCUUCUUCAAAAUUGACCAGAGGAAAGCCAGCCGAGGAGCCCCAGAGACGCCACGUCGUUGACCACAACAUGGAAGGCAUAUUUCUGCAUGUUCUAGCCGACACCAUGGGGAGCGUUGGCGUGGUCAUCUCCACGCUUCUGAUCAAGUACAAGGGAUGGCUAGUUGCAGACCCUGCAUGCUCGAUACUAAUUUCGGUGAUGAUCGUCUCCUCUGUGGUUCCACUCCUGAGGAACUCUGCGGAGAUCCUACUGCAGAGAACUCCCAGAACCCGUGAGUGGGAUAUAAAGGAAGCCAUAGAAGACAUUGCAAGGAUGAAGGGGAUCUGUGGCGUUGACCGCUACCAUGUCUGGAAUUUUACCACCUCAGACAUCGUCGGCACGAUUCAUCUUCGAGUCUCUGCAGAUUGCGACAUGGUUCUUGCCAGGGAGCAGGUUUCACAAAAAUUACAGCAAGCCGGAGUAAAAGACCUCACCAUUCAGCUGGAAUAUGUGUAG
Molecule: messenger RNA, 2766 nt
Organism: Spirodela intermedia
Lineage: Eukaryota; Viridiplantae; Streptophyta; Magnoliopsida; Alismatales; Araceae
Source: the annotation of a GenBank genome assembly